AUGAGAUUAUGGGCAACGAGAAACUCGCCUCAAAAACACAGAAGUCGAGAAACAAAUCAUCGACGCGUGCCAAUCCUUUAUCAGCACAAGAAGGGUCAUCCUCAUCGGCACAGACAGCUGCUGCUCCAGCAGUGGCAAGUCCAUCAGUGGCCAAGCACAGUGGCAAGUCCAUCAGUGGCCAAGACAGCUGCUGCUCCAGCAUCUGCACAACGAUUGUAUGUUCGAUGUUCCUUCAAAGAGUACUUGGAGAAUCCUUAUCAAUUAGAUGGGGAGCAGUUCAAGCGUGGGGGUCAAAGCAUACUUAGAGGUCUCAUAGGUAAAGUUGCUCGUUUGGGGUUAAAAGGCAUAACAGAGGGGCGCUUGACUGCUGGAAAUAUCUUAGUUAUUGGCAAUAAGGCUGAGAAUCUGGAGGUUGAAAUUUUGGAUACUCCACAAAAAUACAACCAGGCCUUGCCAAGCUAUCGUGAACAAUUUCGAAAAUUGGCAUCAGAAAUGGUUGAUGCAUGGGAAGCUACUUGUCUGUUGGCGUGGUCACAGCAUUUUUUCGAAAUGCUAGAUAAUUGCAUACCUUGGUUCUAUUUUAAGCAACUAGAGUGGCAUCCCUUACUAUUAUCGUCUCACGAAGUAGCCGUGGUUAUAUUCCGUCUCUAUACACAUCUUGACGUUGAGAAAAAAGGUUGGAAAAACAAUUACAAAGAGCUUAUAACGAGAGAAAACGUUGACUUUGGUAAAAUCAUUUCUAGAACUGGUCGUGGUGCCUUUGCUUUCUCUAAGGUUUACAGUUAUCCUUCCGACCAAAAAAAAAAAAAGCUUUACAGUUAUCCGGAAAAGAAAAAAAAAACCGUUAUUCACCAGUCGAAUAUGAACCAAAUGCGCUGGGGGCACUCAAGUAUUUCAGACAUGCACUCAGUCAUGUUAAUGACCAUAUGUGGGACGACUUCGUGGAGAAAAAUGCGAAAUCAGAAAUUCAAUUAUUGCAGAAACCAGAGGAAAUACCAGCAGAUGCACUUUUGGUAUUAACAUAGACCUAAAUUUGCUGUUUAGAUUUUUUAAAUAUUACUAUUCUCUAAAACAUGUUUGUAUUCAAUUUUUGCAGACAC
Molecule: messenger RNA, 1100 nt
Organism: Prunus dulcis (almond)
Lineage: Eukaryota; Viridiplantae; Streptophyta; Magnoliopsida; Rosales; Rosaceae
Exons: 5
Coding region: 1-1020 (339 amino acids)
Source: RefSeq, a predicted model, not a curated record